Peromyscus leucopus (white-footed mouse) is the source of this 867-nucleotide messenger RNA. Its product is annotated as leukocyte immunoglobulin-like receptor subfamily A member 2. Gene Ontology annotation, molecular function: inhibitory MHC class I receptor activity. NCBI's taxonomy places the organism in Eukaryota, Metazoa, Chordata, Mammalia, Rodentia, Cricetidae. The transcript has 4 exons. The record is from RefSeq and is a predicted model, not a curated record. Gene Ontology annotation, biological process: cytokine-mediated signaling pathway. The coding region runs from base 1 to 594 and encodes 197 amino acids.
AUGCAAAAUCCUGUUGUAAACUUAGGAGGGGCUGUGACCCUCUCUUGUACCUCAAGCCAGAGAUACGACUGGUUCAUUUUAACAAAGAAUGGGACCCUUCAGAAACCCACCUUGUGGGCUGAACCAAGUUCUGUGAUUGCCUCUGGCAAUGAUGUGACCAUCUGCUGUGAGGGGAACAGGGAAACCAAAAUAUAUUUCCUGCAUAAAGAAGGGAGCUCAGUACCCUGGGACAGUCAAACUCACAAAGAUCCUGUUAACAAGGCCAUGUUCUCCAUAGCAUCCAUGGAAAAGCAUCAUGCAGGGAAAUAUCGCUGUUACUCUUAUAAAUCUGCAGGGUGGACAGAGCGCAGUGACACACUGGAGCUGGUGGUGACAGGAGCACCUGAGACCACCAGACAACCACAAAACAUGUCAGAAGCCAUAACAGUCUCACCACCCCAGGAUCACACAGUGGAGAACCUCAUCCGGAUAGGCAUGUCUGGCUUGAUCCUUAUACUUCUUGGGGGUUUGCUAUUUGAAGCUAGCCACAGCCACAGAAGGACCUUGACUGCAUCCAAGAAGUUAAGAAGAGAUAUAGCAACAAGCCAUACAUGAUGUCUACAUCAGGGAAACAAAUUUGAGGGUCUCUGUUGUUUUUUGUUUUGGGUUUUUUGGGGGGUUUUUUGUUUGUUUGUUUGCUUUUUACACGAAAUUCAAUGUUUAAUAUUGGGAAUCGCUUGUGAGAAAAGAUACAGGAAUCAAAUGUGAUUUUGGUGCAGGAAAAGACCUAAAUGUUGGUGUGGAGAGCUCUUCUAGCACCACAUUAAGGCUCUUGUCCUCUACCUUGCUGUGGACUUUGAAGAUUUUUUUUUUUUUUUGCUUUUUCGA